Molecule: messenger RNA, 1296 nt
Organism: Paralichthys olivaceus (Japanese flounder)
Lineage: Eukaryota; Metazoa; Chordata; Actinopteri; Pleuronectiformes; Paralichthyidae
Product: arylamine N-acetyltransferase 1-like
Molecular function (GO): arylamine N-acetyltransferase activity
Source: RefSeq, a predicted model, not a curated record
CAUAGACUGUAUAUACAAAUCUUAUGUAAGAAUCAUUGUAUCUUGACCAAUCGCCGCCCAGAUGUGAGCUCUUCCACAUCUGGGCGGUGCGUAAGGAAGUAAUGAAACCACAAGAACCAGCAACGCAAACUCUAAUGAGCUAAGUCCAUGCACACGAGGUUUGAAUCAUCGUGUUGUUGUUGAUAGUUAAAGCGAAGUCGGUCUGAUCCAGAACACGCAGCAACUCCGUGGACAUGGAUGUGCAGAAAUAUUUGAAGCGGAUCGGGUCCACGGUCCCGGCUGAGCCCGACCUGGACGCGCUGCGGUCGAUCCACGCUCGCCACUUGCUGUCGGUGCCGUUCGAGAACCUGACGAUUCACAGCGGCGGAAGAAUCCAGCUCCAGCUCCCGCUGAUCUACGACAAGAUCGUAACCCGGCGCCGAGGCGGCUUCUGCUGCGAGAACAACGGCCUCUUCUCCUGGCUGCUGUCCUCACUGGGCUUCCAGGUGACCACGCUCUCCGGCCAGGUGAAGUGCACGAGCACCGGACGCUACGGGCCACCGUUUAACCACCUCGUCCUCAUGGUGACCCUCCGUGGACACCGCUGGCUGUGCGACGUCGGCUUCGGCUUGCCAGGCUUCUCUGUGCCGCUUUCUCUGGAGACCAACGGGCCCCAGUCGGAGGGCCACAGAGUGUACCGCAUCCGAAAGGAAGGGGAUAUGCACUUUCUUGAAUGGCAAGGAAAGGAGAACAGGGGUGCGGAUGGAGACUGGAAGGAUAUCUACAAGUUCACCCUCGAUCCCAGGCGCCUGGAGGACUUCACUGACAUGUGCCAGUACCACCAGAGCUCCCCCUGCUCCAUCUUCUUCUGCAAAUCCCUCUGCAACAUUUUAAAACCAGGUGGAACGCUCACCUACAUCGGCCGCAGACUCAUCUCCACCACAUUCCCCUCUGAGGGAACAGGGGGGGUGUUGGACACCACCACCAGAGAACUUCAAGAUGAGGAGAUUACUGUUGUUUUAGCAGAGGAAUUUGGAAUUGUGCUAGAUUCACCACUCAUACCUAAGGACGAGGCAGUAACACCACCCCCAGUCAUGUAUUGAUCAUAUGGGCAAUCUAUGUAUCUUCAAACAGAUUUUAGAUAAAUCAUAAACCAGAUUUUUACAUGGAUCCACAUGCCUAUAGAUCAGUCUCUUAAAUAGGCUCCAUCGAGCCCCAUCAAUGAUUCACUGGGAAAUCAGAGGAAAGUGAUCCAAACUUCCUGGAUCCACCCCUUUGUCUGCACCCAUGCCAAAAUGUAAUGGACCAUACAAAUGU